Messenger RNA from Penicillium bovifimosum, 543 nucleotides. Its product is annotated as succinate dehydrogenase assembly factor 3. The transcript has 3 exons. NCBI's taxonomy places the organism in Eukaryota, Fungi, Ascomycota, Eurotiomycetes, Eurotiales, Aspergillaceae. Gene Ontology annotation, biological process: succinate metabolic process; mitochondrial respiratory chain complex II assembly. The annotation marks the transcript as partial. The record is from RefSeq and is a predicted model, not a curated record. Gene Ontology annotation, cellular component: mitochondrion; mitochondrial intermembrane space.
AAAAAUCUCCAAAUCCCCGAGCCCCGAGAAACAUCCCGACCCGCUGAUUCGCGCGUUGUUCUCGCCGCCUUUGCCUCGAAAAUCCCCAGAAAAUUAUGUCAUAAGCUCUUUCCUGACAACAUCAUCGGACUCAUCCUCCAAAUAGCCAACAUGCGGGUCGCUCAACGUUUACUCAUGGCCACGCCGGCCUCGAUUGGCUCGAAGUCCAGCCUCAGCGAGGCUCUCGCGCUCCUCCCGCCGCUGCAGCUGUACCGGCGCAUCCUACGCGUCCAUCGCAAACUCGAGCCGGAGAUGCGCGUGCUGGGCGAUUCUUAUGUUAAGAACGAAUUCCGCGCACACAGGAAUGUGGAAAAUCCAUUGCAUAUUAUCGGAUUCUUGACCGAGUGGCAGCUUUAUGCGCAAAAGUUGGAAGGUGAUCAAUGGGCUGGGGAUAAGCUGGACAAAGCCAAGUUGGAUAAGAUGAGCGAUCAGCAACUCGGACAGUUGCUCGAGCUCAUGCAGGCUAUCAAGAAUGACGGAGAAGGGGAAGGAAAUGGUCAAUGA